Archocentrus centrarchus (flier cichlid) is the source of this 1307-nucleotide messenger RNA. RefSeq lists its product as uncharacterized. NCBI's taxonomy places the organism in Eukaryota, Metazoa, Chordata, Actinopteri, Cichliformes, Cichlidae. Gene Ontology annotation, biological process: regulation of apoptotic process; signal transduction. Gene Ontology annotation, molecular function: protein binding. Bases 182 to 859 code for a protein of 225 amino acids. The record is from RefSeq and is a predicted model, not a curated record. The transcript has 4 exons.
UAAGGAAGAAAAAGCAGCGGGAGAAAAGAAGCGGCGGUGAAAUUUUGAUACGUCUUCUGUUUGUCUGCUAAGAGCUGCGUUUGUUUAACCUUGCUGUUGUAUUUUUUUAUUUAUUUUUAGUGGCGGAAACGAGCUUCCAUACUGUUGCGUUAAAUGGAGCUGAUUUAAGUGGCACUCAGUCAUGGCCGAGGACUCGGCAACAGAAAUCCAGCUGCUCAGAAGCCAGAAGCCAAAGCUUAUAGAAAUCCUAAGUGCAGAUGCUGACUUUGUACUCCAGCACGCGGACGCUCGCAGUCUGCUGUCUCGACACGCCUACCAGCAGGUGAAAUCUUGCCGCGUUCCUAGUGAAAAAGUGACAGACCUUUUGGAUCACAUCAUGCAGAGAGGUCCCGAAGCAGCGCAAGGAUUAAUGGAACUUUUAAAGGACAAGCACUUGCAAGAAACCUUCCCAAAGCUUGACUUUAUUAAGAAUCUGAAAGUCAACACACAGUCCUCAGGGGGGAAAGAAACCUCAAAAAAAAGAAAACAAGCAGAUGAGAUACCAGAUUCCAUUUCAGCCAAAAAGAAAUGCAACAAUGGCUCCGGCAUCGUGAGUGAGAAACAGCUGAUGUCAGUGGCCCGUACCAUCGGCAAAUCUUGGAGGGAGAUUGGCAGACUGGCCCUGGACAUCAGGUCUGUGAAGCUGGAGCAAAUCGAAGAGGACCAUUCGACCCACGUGGAGCGAGUCUUUGCCAUGCUGCGUCACUGGAGUGCCUUACAGAGGGGAAACGCCACACCAGCUCAGCUGCAUUCCCUUCUCAGUCAGGGAGACUGGAUGCUGCCACCUGAAAGCAUUGACUUCCUGUUGGAGACUGGCUGAUCUUUCACUGUCUGAUAUCUACAGAGACUGAAACCCCUCAGAGGAAAUGUUUUUACUCAGUUAAACAGGAUUAUGAUUUUAUUGUUUACCAAACUGCAUUUAGCACUACUGAGCAAGAGACUUUUUGCUCAACUUAUACUGUACUUUUUAUAUGAUGGUAAACAGUUGUUAUAAAAGACUUUCAUGAAACCUCUUUUAUUUCUUUUAUUUUCUGUUUUGGUGUCUGUAGUAUGAUUUUUAUUCACCCUUCAGUCGAGAAGAUGUUUUAAAAAAACGACUAAGCUGUGCUCACUUAAUUUGAAUAUGAAUACCCUCGGGCAUUUUAUUGUUAUGUUGGGAUGAAUUUUUUUGGGGUGGAGCUGGGCAAUCUACAUGCAGUAGCAGAGAGGAGAACAUGUUCAAAACUCAUCUCUGUCAUGAACAGCAUCACCCCCCCUCCAAUAAGACA